UGAAAGAUGAGAACUAGGAUGAAACUUUGAAAAUAGUAGCUACUGAUCACUCAGAAUUAAUUUCAUAAACCCCACACCUAACCUUUGAGAGAUUGGACUAGGAUGAAACUAUGAAAGUAGUGGAUACUCUGGGUGUCACAUACAUGUGGAAAUCUUUUUGAGUUCCUUCCACUAGUGGCAGACUUUUAUUGCCACUUCAUUGGUACUUAAAUGGAUUGAAUAAGAAGAAGAAAAUGAAGAAAGAAGAAGAAGCAUUUUAGAGGGUUGAAGGCUUUCCACCAAGUGAAACCAAAACAAGAGUUCUUAGUGAGAAUUUAGUUGGAAAGAAAAAGCCCAAAGAAGAAUAUAGAAUUCUAUAUUUGGGUUUUUCAGGGGAACUUCAAACUAAGCCAUGAUGAAGACAGAAGAAUCAGAAGAGAAGAAAGAGAUUGAGAGAUGGGAUUCAGCGGAAGAGCAGCUAGAGGAAGCAGGAGGGGAAGAAGAGGAGUGGAAGAGAAUCCCACCAUGGAAUAAGCAGAUAACAGCACGUGGGCUAAUAGCAAGCUUGUUGAUAGGAUCUCUCUACAGCAUCAUAUCAAUGAAGCUUGUCCUCUCCACAGGUCUGGUUCCAAACCUCAAUGUUUCUGCAGCUCUUUUGGCCUUUAUAUCAGUCAGGGGAUGGACGAAGAUGCUUCACAAGGGUGGAUUUGUCUCUACUCCCUUUACACGCCAAGAGAAUACUAUUAUCCAGACCUGUGCAGUUUCUUGUUAUACCAUGUCUAUGGCAGGUGGGUUUGGCUCAUACUUGUUGGGAUUGAACAAGAAGACAUACGAACUUGCAGGGGUUAAUACAGAAGGUAACACUCAGGGAAGCUACAAGGAACCCGCCAUUGGAUGGAUUACUGGUUAUCUUUUUGUUUCUUCCUUCAUUGGUGUCUUCGCCUUGGUUCCUCUUAGAAAGACCAUGAUAAUCGACUACAAAUUAACUUAUCCUAGCGGCACAGCAACUGCAGUUCUUAUUAAUGGUUUUCAUACUCCGACGGGUGAUAAGAUUGCCAAGGAACAAGUCCGUGGGUUCUUAAAGUUUUUUUCAAUCAGUUUCAUUUGGGGUUUCUUUCAAUGGUUUUACUCCGGAGGAGGAGAGCAAAAAUGUGGAUUUUUACAGUUCCCCACUUUUGGGUUGCAAGCUUGGAAGCAAACAUUCUACUUCAAUUUCGACAUGACUUAUGUUGGAGCAGGAAUGAUUUGUUCUCAUCUUGUGAAUUUGUCUAUGCUUCUGGGGGCUGUGCUUUCAUGGGGCAUAAUGUGGCCAUUGAUGAGUAGACUUAAAGGAGAUUGGUAUCCUGAAACUAUACCUGAAACUAGUAUGAAGAGUCUGGACGGCUACAAGGUUUUCAUUGCAAUGGCUCUUAUAUUAGGAGAUGGGCUCUACAACUUUAUCAAGAUAAUGUAUACUAUCGGUAGAAACAUUUGUGCGGGAUUGAAUAAGAAGAAACUUGAUGGAGAACAUGAGAAUCAAGGGGUUGAUAUUCGAAAGAACGAAUUCUUCAUGAGAGAGAAGAUUCCAGUAUGGCUAUCAUGUGCAGGAUACAUCUUCUUCUCUAUUGUUUCUGUCAUUGUGAUCCCGAUGAUGUUCCCCCAACUGAAGUGGUAUUUCGUCGUUGUGGCCUAUGUUAUUGCUCCAUCUUUAUGCUUCUGCAACGCUUAUGGCACUGGUCUAACAGACAUGAACAUGUCUUACAACUAUGGAAAAGUAGCCCUCUUUGUGAUUGCUUCAUUAGUAGGGAAAGACUCCGGCGCAGUUGCUGCACUUGUUGGAUGUGGUUUGAUCAAAGCUGUGGCCCAGACCUCUGCUGAUUUAAUGCAUGAUUUUAAAACAGGACAUCUCACUCUCACAUCCCCUCGAUCGAUGAUACUGAGUCAGCUUAUUGGAACAGCCAUAGGCUGCAUUGUAGGUCCUCUUUCAUUCUUUCUCUACUACAAGACCUUCGAUAUCGGCAACCCAAAUGGAGAAUUCAAAGCUCCAUUUGCACUAAUUUACAGGAACAUGGCAAUCCUGGGUGUCCAAGGCUUCUCUGCAUUGCCCCAACAUUGUUUGCAGCUAUGUUAUGGCUUCUUUGCCUUUGCAGUAGGGGCCAACAUUGUUAGGGACCUUUCCCCACCCAAGAUUGGUAAAUUGGUGCCAAUACCAAUGGCCAUGGCGGCGCCUUUUAUCAUCGGAGCCUACUUUGCGAUUGAUAUGUGCGUUGGGAGCUUGGUUGUGUAUGUGUGGCAUAAGACCAACAAUAAGAAGGCUAGUAUUCUGGUUCCAGCAGUUGCAUCAGGCUUGUUAUGCGGGGAUGGGCUAUGGAUCCUCCCUUCAGCCCUACUUGCUUUGGCAAAGGUUAAUCCUCCUAUGUGUAUGGCAUUCUUGCCUUUCCCAAAGUGAUUUUUUUUUUUUGCUAAAGAUCAGAAAAGAAUAUAUUACAAAUAAAAGGAAGAAAGAUGGUAGCUAGGUAUGAGAUUCUGAGUCUGUUAUAUAUAAUACUGCAGAACACUAUUGUUGUAUCAAGCUAAGUGAUAUUGAUCAGAAACUGAUUGUGAAUGGGCUCAUGUUUAUGGAUUGCCAACCCACACUGAGCUUCAUUGCUAAUUUUCUUUGAA
Molecule: messenger RNA, 2622 nt
Organism: Macadamia integrifolia
Lineage: Eukaryota; Viridiplantae; Streptophyta; Magnoliopsida; Proteales; Proteaceae
Product: metal-nicotianamine transporter YSL2-like
Exons: 7
Coding region: 392-2407 (671 amino acids)
Biological process (GO): seed development; response to iron ion
Cellular component (GO): plasma membrane
Molecular function (GO): iron-nicotianamine transmembrane transporter activity; oligopeptide transmembrane transporter activity
Source: RefSeq, a predicted model, not a curated record